Physcomitrium patens is the source of this 2528-nucleotide messenger RNA. Its product is annotated as ACT domain-containing protein ACR9. NCBI's taxonomy places the organism in Eukaryota, Viridiplantae, Streptophyta, Bryopsida, Funariales, Funariaceae. The record is from RefSeq and is a predicted model, not a curated record.
CACUGCAACAGUAGCAGCAACAGCAGCAGCCAUCGCACACACUUAGAUCCUUGAUUCUGUUAUUCACGAUCUUCACUGGCCUCAUGGAUCUUAGUGAGACAGGCGGUAAUUGUUCCAUGUUAAUGGAAUUCAAUUGUCUAUUGUUGAUUGACUCUCUCGCAGCAACCUGAGCUCUCCCUCUCUCUGUCAGGUGCCUUUCGCUAGAAAGGCUGCCAUUUGCUUUUCGAGAGCAAUCCGAAGGUGCAGAUCGCCGUCGAAAAGUGGCAUUCGUGUGGGCUUUUUGUAACGGUGUUUGUGAUUUCGCUUCUGCAGUUGGGGUUUUGUGAAAUAGCAGGCGGCGGUUGUGGAAUAGGAGGAAUUAGUGAUUGGUUUUGAGGUGUUGUGUGUGGAAGAGUGAGCGGAGCAAGGGGAGGAGGGAGUUUGUAGGGGUUAGAAGUAGACAUGGCACGGAGAGUGGGGGGUUUGAAAGCGUGGAAGAAAAGAAGACGUACUGGAGAGCUGGAGAACCAAGUCUAGGUUGAGGUAGAGUCAGUGGGUUGUUGUGACGUUGGGGAAGUACUGGGCGUUAGACUUCGGUUCAGUGCGCUGUUCGAGGCAGGGCAACGUAGACGGUUGCUAGCAUCCUUCGAGAAACCAGGUUGACUGCGUUUUGAAUGGCAAGUGGAAUGAGAACAUGCAGAGCUGUUUUGGAUAAUACCUGCCCAUGUAUUAGAUGCGGAGCGAAUGUCGAUCACGGUUGCUUGAACCGUGAUCAAUCAUUGGAUGAGGUGAGAAAGUGGUUGGAGGACUGCACCUGUGGGGAGGGGCGUUUUCAGAAGAGAAAUGAGGGUCUACACUGAUGAGUAUGUGGUUGUGCGAAAGGGCAAGAACCUUGGGGAUCCAAGUGAGGUAACCAUCAAUUGCCCCGACAAAGUGGGACUUGGUUGCGAUCUGGCACGGGUUGUAUUCGAGUUUGGCCUCAGCGUGACGAAAGGGGAUAUAUCAACCGACGGACGCUGGUGUUUUGUGGCUCUGUGGGUGAUACCCAGAUCGAACCCUUCUGUUGUGCGUUGGUCACUGCUGAAGCAACGUUUGGAGGACGUCUGCCCGUCCGCUCUGGGUUCAAUGUUACCUACUGUAGCUCCUCCUAGACUGGAGUCGAAGAAAAUCCUACUUCUGCAAGUCCGCUCGUCUGAUCGGACCGGCCUCCUCCAUGAUGUUGCACAAAAGUUGUGGGAGAUGGAGUUAACUAUUCACAAAAUCAAAGUAUCAACUAGCCCGGAUGGAAGAGCUAUUGAUUUGUUCUUUGUCACAGAUAAUAGAAACAAAGACCCUUGGAAGAAGAGGGCGGAGGAAGUAACAAAGGAACUGAAGGAAUUUUUGGGGGAGCCCUGUUCACAUUGUGAGAUCAGUCUUGCCGGGCCAGAGUGUGGGGGCUUGACUUGCUCCCCCUUGCCUGCCUCCCUGACCAAAGAUAUAUUUUAUGAUGAUCCUGCAAACUUUGAAAAGGAUUAUAUCACUAGUGAAAAGGAUCAUACCAACAGUGAGAAGGAUCACAUCAGAAGUGAAUGUCAUGAUAACAAUGUUUUUAUUGUCGAGAACAACACUAGCCCUAUUCACAGCCUAUUACAACUCAAUUGUAAGAGCCGAAAAGGUCUAUUGUACGACUGCCUCCGUACCGUGAAGGACUUCAAUUUGCAGGUGGCACAUGGGCGUAUUGCCAUGAUGGAGAAUGGCAACUCUGAGAUCAAUGUAUACGUGUUAGGUCCAAAUGGUCAGAGGAUCACCGAUUUACAAGAGCAGAAAGUUUUGGUGCAGUCUCUGGAAGAGGAAGUUGGGCAUCCUGUGCGGAUUAAAGUGGGGACAAGAGGGCCUGACACAGAGUUGCUUGUCGCCACUUCCAUCGAGAAGUGCGGGAGAGGUCGACCUCGAGUUUUGUAUGACGUUACUCUAGCUCUGAAGAUGCUUGACAUCUGUAUUUUCAAGGCUGACAUCGGAAGGCACUGUUAUCAUGAUAAAAGUUGGGAGAUCUACCGGUUUCUGCUCGUGGACACACAAGAGUCUUCGUUGACAUGCAGCAGAACGCGCAACCUUAUUGUGGAUCGAGUGCGGCACAUUCUACUAGGAUAAAUAUCACUUCGUGUUUCAAUUUUUUUGAUCUCUUACCGACUUUGGGGAGCUUCUUGAAGUGUGGUGCAUGGCAGAGACUCUCACUAAUGUUAACCUUAAUUUGGUAGCAGCUGCUCCCGGAAUAGGCAUAUUAUUAUAGUGUGAGAUAGUAACUGUGUUUCAGAGACGCUGCGGGAUCCAUCCUAAGGAUCUGUUUUUUUGUGCGGCCAGCUUUUCGUCAAGUACUUUCCAGAGAGCUAACAAGUUUGUCAAGUACUGUCUUUGAACCAGUCAGUCAACAAUAGCGCUAUCUUAGAAUCAUAUCCUACUACAAAGGUCAUUAUGUGAUUGUUUCAGGAGACACUUUUCCGAUUGUUCAUGUAACCUAUGUAUAUCUUGUAAAUAUCCAUGAAAGACAACCUUUGAACUAUUGGUGACAA